Messenger RNA from Brassica napus (rape), 696 nucleotides. RefSeq lists its product as uncharacterized. The transcript is spliced from 3 exons. Bases 1 to 696 code for a protein of 231 amino acids. Lineage: Eukaryota; Viridiplantae; Streptophyta; Magnoliopsida; Brassicales; Brassicaceae. The record is from RefSeq and is a predicted model, not a curated record.
AUGCGGUUCAAGCUCCCGUUUGAAAGUCUUGAAGAUUGUAAACCUUUGUGGGAAAAAGUGGAGUUUAACAAGAAGAAGUUGGGAAUCUCAUGUCAAUGCAUACCUGAAAAGGAAAUAGAGCCAACCGUGGAUAAAGAGGCGAUCGUUGAAGAAUGUCAGGAAGAUGCGAUCGUUGAAGAAUGUCAUGCAGAGGCUGAAGGUGGUGAGGUUGGAAGAGAUGAUGAAGGUGAAGAUGCCACAUCUGGGGGCGAAGCAUCAGAAUCUGAUGAACAAAGUAUAGAUUCUGAGGCAGGUUUAUCCGAGAAAUCUGAAUCUGAUGAUGAUGUUGAGAUUCCAGAUGAGGAUGAAGAAUACCCUGCGACUGAUGACUCAUCAGGUGACGAAGAAGAACAAGCUGAGAGGUUGGUGAAAAGAAAUGUGCCUGAUGGGGUUUUUAGUCUGAGGCAAUUGUUCAAUACCGGUGAGGAGUUUAAAGAGAAUGUUCUUCGAUACAUUCUGAAGACGAGGAGAAAUGUUGUCUUCGAUAGAUGGGAGAAGACUAAACUCGGUGCAAAAUAUAAUGAGAAUGAUUGUGGGUGGCACAUCUAUUGCUCAUUGGAGAAUCCAAUUGGGAAAUGGAUGGUGAAAACCUAUGAAGAUGAGCAUCAAUGUCAUCCUGUUGGGAGGUGUAGCAGAUCAGAGUCCGGUGAUAGCUGA